This is a messenger RNA of Stereum hirsutum FP-91666 SS1, 2994 nucleotides long. RefSeq lists its product as uncharacterized. The record is from RefSeq and is a predicted model, not a curated record. Gene Ontology annotation, biological process: silent mating-type cassette heterochromatin formation. The transcript has 3 exons. Lineage: Eukaryota; Fungi; Basidiomycota; Agaricomycetes; Russulales; Stereaceae. Gene Ontology annotation, cellular component: rDNA heterochromatin; SHREC complex. Bases 158 to 2815 code for a protein of 885 amino acids.
GCAGCUCGAGUCAACCUUAGGCUGUAGGCUUCCACGACUCUCUAUGUCUGUUUGAUCGAAAUCUUAACGCUUUUUUGCUUCUGGAGUUGCAUCUCUGAAACUUGCUAGUGAAGGCUCGGUCUUCUUUGUGGUCGGAAGCCUUCGUUGUUGCUCAACUAUGGCCAGUCGAGGACGUCAUGGCGCCUCUCACAUAGACCGUACCUUACCACCUAACCCUGAGUUUCUCGAUUUUCCACGCACAGACGGGGACUCGACGAAAUGGAGAAAUGAUACGAAGAAGGUCGUGGACCACGAAGGACACGUGAACUAUCACCGCAUUAUCGAGGAUGACGAAGGCGCGUCCAUACACUGGCGCACGCAGAUUGGGCAGCAUGUGGCGGAGAGGAUUGGUUUACCACCGGACAAGAACUAUGUUUUUAGAAAGUGGCCGGAGGGUUACAAGUUCUAUGAUCAUAACAAGGGGAAGGAGUCUGCUCCUCGGCAUGAUCUCUAUCUAAUUGGCUCGAUUCAUGUCCCGCGCUUCCGCUCUAUCCCGGAGUUCAUCCCCCACGCAAUGUGGCUCAUGCAAGACGACACCAUGGACAGAAGUAACUGCUUCUGCAAAUACUGUGCGGGGACGCCUCAACGGAAAGUCACAGAAAGCCUCGGUCUGCGAUCAUCGAAUCCAACCCCAUCGGCCAUGCGUCCACUACGAGCCCCACCUAUACCGCGGGCCAGGAACCCUCGGCAGACUCCCCGUCAACCACAACCGCAUGUCGUUCGCACUGCACCUAGACCGCUCAAAGGGCGCAAAGAGAGGACGAGUGGGCCACAGGAACCGAUGGUCUCAGAACGAUAUGCCGACCUGCAGGUCAUGUACUCCGAGCUAGAGAUGCCGUUGAGGAGGUGGCAUAGGGACGACGAGCUUGUAUGGUUCCAGCUUCAUCCGCCAAUCUAUGGGCACGACUCUACGACGAGCAACAUCGUAUUUUGGCCUGGCCUGAUUCAAGAUACGAUCGUGCGUUCCGAAGUGGUCUCGGCCGGAGGCACGAACGAUGCACAACCCUCAGGUGCAGAUGUCGAGAUGAUGGACCUAACGCAGAAUAUCCCAGUCAAACACGAAGGCACGGAUCGGCUUGUGCAACGGCAAGGAAGUAAAUGGACUGUUCGUCAAAGCACGGUUUACAAGAUCAAGGCCGUUGGCACCAAUCAUACGUACCAUAUUCCGGACAAUGAUGUUUUGCCAUACACGGUCUACAUCCCGUCGAACGCGGUCCGAGACGCUCUCCAUACUGUUCCUAUCGAUCAACUCCUCAGCGAUCCAGCCAGCAUUCAAGCAUUCGAACCUCUUGCUCAAACCGCGCUCGCCGACACCGUUCUCGCUCGUGAUGCCAGAUUCCGUAUGGCGGCAGCUCCUUAUUGGUUCGCGCUCGAGAUCGCAAACAAUAUUGCAAAAACAUGGACGCCGACGGACGAAUGGACGUACAAGCCUCGCUUCUCUGGCCCUCGUCAUUCGACUGGAAAUACCCCGCACCCUUAUCCUUCAAUGCCCCCUACUGUCCCAAACAGCCCUGCUCCCGGGAAACAUAACUCCAUGUCACCUCCAACACAGAUGACGACUGCACAGAGUGCUCUGUUAGCUGCCGCUCUUGCAUCCCGAGCGAAUACCUCUCAUGCCUUUUCGCCUCCUAUACCGUCCGGUCUUUCCCAGGAGGACCACCUCACCGAUUCCGCAUCUGCGACCUCCCCUUCAUCUGGGCAGAUGCCUCCACUGCAAAUACCACAGAAGCAAACUCGCUACCAGGGACUCUGGUGGGGCGCUGAAAGGCUUUGGACGGACGAGCUAGUUCGGUUGAAACCUUCACGACGGCAGAUCUUACCGUUUGGAGGUGCAAACAUACUCCCGCCUUCGGGUCCUUCCCAGACAAAUCCGUCCAAUGGUGCGGGGGCCAUCGACAGAAGUAUAUUCAUGAUGCUACAAGCUGUGUUCGUAGCGGACCUUGUACGCGAGAACGGUGAGGUGAAAAAGGAAUGUAGGGCUAGCGGCAUGUUGUUCGAGCUCGCCGACGAAGAUUAUGUGGAACAGUUCUCCUUCAAUCACCCGGCUCAACCAUCGCAACAAGGCGGUUCAAAACCUCAAAACCCACCGUCCCUGAAUACUCCUCUUCGAACCAUUCCCGAUCCAUCCGCUCAAUACCCUCCAUUUCCUAAUCCAGCACCUACCGUUUCUGUCGGUGACACGAGCACUUCCAUAGUCGAAGCGAUGAACGUGGGUGCCGAUCCCUUGUCCUCAAUCCCCGGUCCUCCAGGCCACCCUCCAGACCCUUCUACCGGUCUUGAAUCGAACCGCGCUCCCCGAAGAAGCUCUUCACCGAAGAAAGAUACCUUUUCUUCAUCAAAAUCAGAUGGAUACUACUACCCCCUCCCUCCACCGCCACCAGGCUACAAGUUUCGACCGAUCCUCACCCCAGGCAGCGAAGUCGUCGUCCCUCUAACCUUCAUCAGCGGCCGCUACUAUCCUCAUCUGUUCGCACAUCCCGCCCUCCACCACGCCUUCGAUGAGUCAAGAAACGUCGUCAAAGCGAGGAACUUCGCACUACGUGCUUGGAGCGCUGGAAUGGGCGGGGCGAACGUCGGUGUCCAGAGGGCACAUGUACCUGAAUUGGAGAGACUGCUGAGCAUGGAGGGCUUGGUGCCUGAAUUCGACACGGGCGUGUAUCCGACGAAAUGGAAAGGUGGGAGGUCGGGGGCCGUGAAGGAGGUAGAAAAGGAGGCGGAGACGUUGUUGGUGCAGGCGAUUCAGGGCGCUGGCCCGACGGUGCCCAUGCAAAUGUAGUGGCGGUCGUACGCGGAGAGCGAUAUGGCCUCUGCGGCGGUUGUGAUCAUGGACCCUGACUUUCAUUCUUGGUGUUUAAGGUGGUGUUCUUUUUUGAGUAUCACAUUUCUUGACGAUACCGGGAGUCCACCUUUGUAUGAUACGAAUUAUUAAUCUUGGAACAUUCGUGUUCAUCUUCC